Messenger RNA from Papilio polytes (common Mormon), 3980 nucleotides. RefSeq names its product inositol hexakisphosphate and diphosphoinositol-pentakisphosphate kinase. Gene Ontology annotation, cellular component: cytosol. Gene Ontology annotation, biological process: inositol phosphate biosynthetic process; inositol metabolic process. The transcript is spliced from 24 exons. The record is from RefSeq and is a predicted model, not a curated record. NCBI's taxonomy places the organism in Eukaryota, Metazoa, Arthropoda, Insecta, Lepidoptera, Papilionidae. Gene Ontology annotation, molecular function: 5-diphosphoinositol pentakisphosphate 1-kinase activity; inositol hexakisphosphate kinase activity; diphosphoinositol pentakisphosphate kinase activity. Bases 158 to 3817 code for a protein of 1219 amino acids.
UUUCACAGUUUUGUGUUUUACAAUAAAAAAUUGAAAUAAUAAACACAAGGAAUAUUUUUAGUUUUAGUAAAACAGUUCUGACGCUUGAUAGUGUACAAACUGUUACGGGCUUUAUUAAUUAAUUGAUGACUAAAUUUUAGACCUGUAUAUGUAGGUAAUGUCAUACACUGAGCUUGAACAUGGAUACCAAGGCUUGCGGCAUGCUUCUCAGCCACAGUUUUACGUCGGAAAUGAUGGAAAUUUGGUACCAAUAAGAUCACCCGGCGAGUUGGAGCUGUGCGAGUCCCCGGAGGCGCAGUGCGAUGGCGGCAAGAAGGUGGCGGUCGGCGUCUGCGCCAUGGCCAAGAAGUCGCAGUCGAAGCCCAUGAAAGAAAUACUUACCCGUCUUGAUGAGUUUGAAUACAUCAAGAUGAUAGUUUUCCCAGAGGAGGUUAUCCUUAAGAAACCUGUAGAGGAGUGGCCAAUCUGUGAUUGUUUAAUCUCUUUCCACUCGAAAGGCUUCCCCCUUGAUAAAGCCAUUCAAUACGAAAAGUUAAGGAAGCCAUAUGUUAUAAAUAACUUGCAUAUGCAAUAUGAUAUACAGGAUCGUAGAAAAGUAUACGCAAUAUUAGAAGGUGAAGGUAUAGAGAUACCGAGAUAUGCGGUCUUGGAUAGAGAUUCACCGGACCCAAAACAUCACGAGUUAGUGGAAUCUGAAGAUCACGUGGAAGUGAAUGGUGUUGUGUUCAAUAAACCCUUCGUGGAAAAGCCGGUGUCGGCGGAAGACCAUAAUAUUUACAUUUACUACCCAACCUCAGCUGGAGGCGGUAGUCAACGGCUGUUUAGGAAGAUUGGUAGUCGCAGUAGUAUUUAUUCUCCAGAAUCUAGAGUAAGGAAAACUGGUUCGUUUAUAUAUGAAGACUUUAUGCCUACAGAUGGCACAGAUGUGAAAGUGUACACGGUGGGGCCGGAUUAUGCACACGCGGAGGCUCGGAAGAGUCCCGCUCUGGACGGGAAAGUGGAGCGAGACUCUGAAGGCAAGGAGAUCAGAUAUCCCGUCAUACUCUCCAACCAAGAGAAGCUGAUCUCGCGUAAGGUCUGCUUGGCGUUCAAGCAAACUGUGUGCGGCUUCGAUUUAUUGAGGGCGAACGGCAAAUCGUUUGUAUGCGACGUGAACGGUUUCUCGUUCGUAAAGAACUCGAACAAGUACUAUGACGACUGCGCCAAGAUCCUGGGCAACAUGAUACUGCGCGAGCUGGCGCCCACCCUCCACAUCCCCUGGUCGGUGCCCUUCCAGCUCGACGACCCGCCCAUAGUGCCCACCACCUUCGGAAAGAUGAUGGAGCUGCGCUGCGUCGUCGGCGUCAUCCGGCACGGGGACCGCACGCCCAAGCAGAAGAUGAAGGUCGAAGUGCGACAUCCAAGAUUCUUCGAGAUAUUUGAGAAGUACGAGGGCUUCAAGCGCGGGCACGUGAAGCUGAAGCGGCCCAAGCAGCUGCAGGAGAUCCUGGACAUCUCCCGCGCGCUGCUCGCGGACAUACACACGCGACACGCAGACCCUGAGAUAGAGGAGAAGCAGGGCAAGCUAGAACAGCUCAAGAGCGUCCUCGAAAUGUACGGACAUUUCUCGGGCAUCAACCGCAAGGUGCAGAUGAAGUACCAGCCGCGCGGCCGCCCGCGGGGCUCCAGCUCCGACGACGGUAACGCACCCGUCACCCCCGCCACCGCCACCGCGCAUGCAGGCAGUGGGGGCGGGGGCGGCGGCGGCGGCGGCGGGGGCGGCGGCGAGCCGUCGCUAGUGCUCAUCCUGAAGUGGGGCGGGGAGCUGACGCCCGCAGGACGUAUACAGGCCGAGGAGCUCGGCCGCAUGUUCCGCUGCAUGUACCCUGGAGGACAGGGAAGGCAUAUACCUGGUGAAGGAAGUACGCAAGGAUUGGGCUUGCUUCGUCUACACUCAACAUUUCGACAUGAUCUGAAGAUAUAUGCGUCGGACGAGGGGCGUGUGCAGAUGACGGCCGCGGCCUUUGCCAAGGGUCUGCUGGCACUGGAGGGCGAGCUGACUCCCAUCCUGGUGCAGAUGGUCAAGUCUGCCAAUACUAAUGGACUGCUCGAUAAUGACUGUGAUUCAUCUAAAGUACAAAAUAUGGCGAAGGCGCGGCUGCACGAGGCGAUGCAGGUGGACCGCGAGUUCACGGAGGAGGAGCGGGCGCGCAUCAACCCGUGCGCGUCGCUGAGCAUCAGCGCGGCCAUGCAGCUGGUCAGCAACCCCGUGCGCUGCUGCGCGCACGUGCACGCGCUCAUACAGCGCCUCGUGCGCAUCGUGCUCGCCAAGCGCGACGACCCCAAGACCAGAGAUACAAUUCUAUACCACGGCGAGACUUGGGAGCUAAUGGGCCGCCGCUGGGGCAAGAUAGAGAAGGAUUUCUGCACGAAGAACAAGAGUUACGAUAUAUCUAAGAUCCCGGACAUCUACGACUGCAUCAAGUACGACUUGCAGCACAACCAGCACACGCUGCAGUUCGAGCAGGCCGGCGAACUCUACAUAUACGCCAAAUACUUAGCGGACAUUGUUAUACCACAAGAAUACGGUUUAACGGUACAAGAAAAGCUGACCAUAAGUCAAGGUAUCUGCACGCCGCUGUUGAAAAAGAUACGAGCGGACUUACAAAGGAAUAUCGAAGAAUCCGGCGAAGAAACUGUUAACAGGUUAAAUCCGAGGUACAGCCACGGCGUGUCGAGCCCGGGCCGGCACGUGCGCACGCGCCUCUACUUUACCAGCGAGAGCCACGUGCACUCGCUGCUCACCGUGCUGCGCUUCGGCGGACUGCUCGACGUGCUCAAAGAUGAGCAAUGGCGUCGAGCAAUGGAGUACGUGUCAAUGGUGUCGGAGCUGAACUACAUGUCUCAAAUCGUCGUCAUGUUGUACGAAGAUCCAACUAAAGAUCCCUCAUCAGAAGAAAGGUUCCACGUGGAGCUGCACUUCAGCCCCGGCGUCAACUGCUGCGUGCAGAAGAACCUGCCCCCCGGCCCCGGCUUCCGCCCCCACAGCCGCAACCACUCCACCACCAACAACUCGAGUUCGUCUGAUGAAGUGAAGUGCAUAGAAGAGGAAGGAGAAGACGAUCAGAUGGCGAGUCAAGAAACAUUGCAACCGGACACUUUGGAUUAUAUGGACAGUGCUUUCUCGCUCAAAAGUGCUUUGAUGUCGAAAUUGAGACCUUCUGAUCCCAUACCGAUAUGUAACCAGCACUUCACGGUGAGCGGGCACGAGGCGGUGUCGCUGGCGGCGCGGCUGAACGAGGAGCUGCGCGCGCGCUGCCAUGCACCCCCAGCGCACGCAGUACUGCGCGAACAUUCACAGAGUGAAGAGAAAGAGUGCAAAGAAUCUGAAGAACAGCAGCCGCGUGCACGCAGCUACGACCAGCAUAAGCAGACCCAUGACAAUGUCGGCGAUGAGACGUUUUACUGCAAUUUACGUGAGCAAGUGUUGGGUCGGCUGGGGUCGCACGGGCUCGUGUGCCGGCGCGCGCUCGCCGCCGACCGCUACCAGAGCCUGCAGUGCUUCGAUGAUGAUGAAGGUUACGGUGGAGUGCCUGCUAUCCGACCACUGGAGACGUUGCACAAUGCGCUGUCUCUGCGUCAACUGGACGCGUUUCUGGAGCGCGUGACCGCCGCGCCAGUGCUGGCGGGCACGCCGCCGCACGCCGCUCCCGGCGCCAGCGCACUGCCUGAUACGCCCGCGGACACCGCAAAGCGAUCGCCUACCAACAGUGAGUCUACGAAUGUGCACGUAUCGCCCCCGAAAACAAAAAGAUGUCAAAAGCGUGCGCUAAUCUAAACUAUAGCACAACUGUUUAGUCGCAUUCUGAUUCCUAUGAGCUUAUAUGGAGGUGCACUACUCGAUUUUUAGUUGUGCAACUAAACAGUUGCGACAAUCGCACAACAAUUGUGUGUUUUUUUUAGUCAAAGCUGUAUGCCCCCUUUAACUUUAUCGGCACUCG